Molecule: messenger RNA, 639 nt
Organism: Canariomyces notabilis
Lineage: Eukaryota; Fungi; Ascomycota; Sordariomycetes; Sordariales; Chaetomiaceae
Product: phospholipid methyltransferase
Exons: 4
Coding region: 1-639 (212 amino acids)
Biological process (GO): phosphatidylcholine biosynthetic process
Molecular function (GO): S-adenosylmethionine-dependent methyltransferase activity
Source: RefSeq, a predicted model, not a curated record
AUGGCCCUUCCUGUCUCUUUGACAGAACUUGUGGAUUUCGACCAGCGGAGCUUCUACAUCUCGGCUGCCGCUAUUGCCUUCAACCCGACUUUCUGGAACGUUGUCGCCCGCAGAGAGUACCGCACCAAGUUUCUCACGCGCCUGUUUGGCGGCAAUGCUCAGACAGCAUGUUACGCACUGGCGGUGACGAUCUUUUCUCUCGGUCUGAUCCGUGACUUCUUGUAUGAGCGCGCCCUGCGGGAUCAGCCCUCGCAUCCGGCGCUAGAAGGUCCUCUGGUUACCUAUGCGGCAUACGCACUAUUGGCAUUCGGCAAUCUCCUGGUUAUAUCGUCAACCUGGCAGUUAGGCAUCACGGGCACAUUCCUUGGCGACUACUUCGGCAUCCUGAUGGAUGACAUCGUGACCGGAUUCCCCUUCAACAUCACCAACGCCCCGAUGUACUAUGGCUCCACAAUGAGCUUCCUUGGUACUGCUUUGUUAUAUGGAAAGCCCGCUGGUAUCUUGCUCACCCUGCAUGUGCUUGUGGUGUACCUGGUGGCCAUACAAUUUGAGAAUCCUUUCACCGCGAGCAUAUAUGCCAAGCGCGAUCGCGAGAGAGCCAAGUCUGGGACGAAGUACGAGGAGAAGAAGGAACUUUGA